AUGCAGGCACGGGGCAACAACGCAAUCUCCCAGUUCGUGGCCGUGACCGGCGCAGAUGAGGACACUGCCAAGUACUACCUCGAAGCCAACGGCUAUGACCUCGAGGCGGCGGCGGUGCAGAGUGGCGGAGCGGGAGCGGCGCCGAAGAAGGACGCAGAGGACACGGGAGCGAAGAACGUGGGGCUCGAGUUCGACGCGCAGGCCUACGGCGAGCAGCUGCAGCGCACGUUCGCGGUGCUGCUCGACGAGUCGGAUCCGCACGCGCACGCCUUCAGCGACGUGACGCUCGUCGUCCACGGCGAGAAGGUGCCGGCGCACCGCGUGAUCCUGAGCGCGUGGAGCCCGGUGUUGCGGGACUACCUCCUGGCCAACGCCGACAAGCGGGAGGUGGAGCUGCAGCUGCCCCACCAGGAGCUCAGCGUCCCCGUCUUCAAGCAAGUGCUGCGCUUCAUCUACACCGGCUGCACCGAGCUCUCCAAGGAAAUCGCCAUUCCUCUGCUGGAGCUCUCCAAUCAGCUGCAGGUGCAGAGCCUCAAAGACAAGACGAGCGAGUUCAUCUUCGUCGCCGAGCAGAAGAAAGACAUCGGCCACCUACUGGAGCUCGCCCGGAAGUACGAGUCCAAGCACCUCGAGAAACGAUGCGCGGCCCACCUGGCCGAUCGAUUUGAGGACUGCCUGCGGGACGACAGCCUCAACAGCCUGCCCGUGAGCACGUGGAGCGAACUGCUGCUGCGAGACGACAUCCGGGUGUCCAACGAGGAGGACGUCUUCAAGGCCGUCAUCAAAUACGCCCAGACCAACCCCGUCACCAAGGACGACACCCUCAAGGCCCUCCUGCCCCUCGUCAGGUUCGAGCUGCUCCCGAACCGGUUCCUGGUGGAGGAGGUGGACCUCAACCCGGAGCUGAAGGAGUUGGCGUUCGUGCACGCGCUGGUCCACGAGGCCUACCGCCAGAAGCUCUACCAACAGACCGGCGGCGCACCGCCGACCGCCCGGCGUGCGGGCCGCGGCAAGGGCCGAGGCGUCGCCGGCGGGGUGUGGAGCAGCGCGCUCAUGUCGCCCGGCAUCGAGGUGCUUGAAGGCGGCAAGACGGUGCGGCACACGGGCGCGGGCAAGGGCACGACGCAGUCGUGGCAGUCGGUGGCCCUCGACUCGUGGCUCUCGUCGGGCACCCACGUCUACACCUUCAAGAUCGACAAGAACGCCUCGAACUGGCUCUUCAUCGGCGUCGCCGCGCGGUCGUGGGAGGGCUACACCGAUACCUCGAACGGCUACGUGGGCCACUACCACGACAGCUGGGGCUUCGGCUCCUACACGGGCUGGGGCCGCGCCCACGCCAGCAAGAACUCGGCCUUCGGUCCGAGUUUCAAGACGGGCGAUGUGGUGCAGAUGACGGUGAACAUGGACCUCAAGACGGUGGCCUACUCGGUCAACGACGAAAAUCUGGGCGUGUGCCACAAGAACAUCGCGGACGAGGUCUGCCCCGCGGUCACGUUGUACAAGAAGGGUGAUCAGAUCACCCUCCAGGCUUGA
Acanthamoeba castellanii str. Neff is the source of this 1533-nucleotide messenger RNA. Its product is annotated as BTB/POZ domain containing protein. Gene Ontology annotation, molecular function: protein binding. The transcript has 6 exons. NCBI's taxonomy places the organism in Eukaryota, Discosea, Longamoebia, Acanthamoebidae. The record is from RefSeq and is a predicted model, not a curated record. Bases 1 to 1533 code for a protein of 510 amino acids.